CCUCUCCGUCAAGGGAGCCUUCCCAAUCGAACCAAGUGGGAAUUGAUCAGGAAUUGAUCCUGCGCUCCGGACUGCCAUUCAAAUCGCGGGAGGUUUGCCUGCUGUAAACCCUCCUUCUAUCAGCGGGGUGGGGGAGAAGCCAGUCAGCUCCUGGGGGGAUUUCUUCGCCUCCUCCUUCUCUCUUUUGGCAAACAGGUGAUCUCUUUCUGCGUGCGAUUCUUUAUUCCCACCCCCUCCUCCCGCCGUCCCGUUUCGCCCCAUCCCAAACCGUACACUUCUUUCCCUUCCCACCCCCCACCCGGGCUGGACUACUCCCUCCUUUGGAGAACACGCCCAAGUAGGCUGAAGAAGAGAGAGAGAAAGAGAGAUACACACACAGAGAGAGAUAGUAACAUUGAACCUGAGGGGAAAUCCUCCAGAGCUGCUGCGCGCUGCGAGAGGGAGAGAGAUUAUUGGAGCCUAUACAUGUGGUGUGGGGUGUUCUCUCCCCCCACCUCUCCCCUUCUUCUCUCCCCCCAGCGCGCUCUAAAGUGUUACGUGUGACAGGCAUACAAAUCCGGGAUAGAGAAGGAGUGAAGGGAGAGAGAGAGAGAGAGAGACCCAGCGGAGAGGGCGAUGGUGAUUGUCUCUUGGGAUUUACAAACACCCACCGCUCGCUCCGGGUGGCUCCGAUCUCAGGAGGGCUGGACUGUUUUGUCUGCACUACUUUGACCUGGCGUUGCACUGUCUGAGGCACCGAGAAGUUAACCAGCGCGCAAAGAGUGUGAGGGAGGAAUUACUACUACUAUUACUACUGCUGCUGCUGCUGCUGCUUUUAUUAUUAUUAUUAUAAGGGGGGGAAAAGAAAUAAUUUCGCAUGUUGAUCUGAAACCCAACAACCAACGAGGAAUAUGAACAGGAAAACCAGGCGCUGGAUAUUCCACAUCUUUCUGAGCCUAGGGAUUGUCUAUAUCAAAAUUGGGGGCUUCUCCUCCGUCGUGGCUCUGGGGGCCAGCAUCAUCUGCAACAAGAUCCCGGGCCUAGCUCCUCGACAGAGGGCGAUCUGUCAGAGCAGGCCUGAUGCCAUCAUAGUGAUCGGAGAAGGCUCCCAAAUGGGCAUCAACGAGUGCCAGUUUCAGUUUCGCAAUGGACGGUGGAAUUGCUCCGCCCUGGGCGAAAGGACGGUCUUUGGAAAAGAGCUGAAAGUGGGUAGUAGAGAAGCAGCCUUCACCUACGCCAUCAUUGCUGCUGGAGUAGCGCAUGCAAUCACUGCUGCCUGCACCCAGGGGAACCUGAGCGACUGCGGCUGCGACAAGGAAAAACAGGGACAGUACCACAAAGACGAAGGAUGGAAAUGGGGAGGCUGCUCUGCAGACAUCCGAUACGGAAUAGGAUUCGCCAAAGUGUUUGUGGACGCGAGGGAGAUUAAGCAGAAUGCAAGGACGCUCAUGAAUUUGCACAACAACGAGGCGGGGCGAAAGAUCCUUGAAGAGAACAUGAAGUUGGAAUGCAAGUGCCACGGUGUGUCGGGAUCAUGUACUACUAAGACAUGCUGGACAACUCUUCCUAAAUUCAGGGAGCUGGGCUACAUCCUUAAGGACAAAUACAACGAAGCCGUUCAGGUUGAACCAGUGAGGGCAAGUCGUAAUAAACGCCCAACUUUUCUUAAGAUAAAGAAACCACUCUCCUACCGUAAACCCAUGGAUACAGAUUUAGUGUACAUAGAGAAAUCGCCUAACUACUGUGAAGAGGACCCUGUCACUGGAAGUGUGGGAACACAGGGCAGAAUGUGCAACAAAACAGCCCAGCAGACCAAUGGCUGUGACCUGAUGUGUUGCGGUCGAGGUUAUAAUACUCAUCAGUAUUCAAGAGUGUGGCAGUGCAACUGUAAAUUUCAUUGGUGCUGUUAUGUUAAAUGUAAUACGUGCAGUGAAAGAACAGAAGUGUACACCUGUAAAUGAAAGUGUGGCUUGGGAGGGGGAUCCUACAGCCUUGGAAUAAACACAUUUUUUUUUGCACAUAAGCUCAGUGCACCUACACACGACUGUAGCAAAGACCCACACUGUUUCCAAAAGGAAAACCAGCAAAUGGAUCCCAUCUUCCCCUCUUAAUAUAUCAGCGCUUAAGUGGAGACCCAUCAAAGACUUAGAGAAAUAGUCCAAAAACAACAUCAGACUUUUUAAAAAAGGAAACAGAAACAAACAAGUCACCUAAUACAAAAAAAAAAUAAGUGGGGGGGAAAUGUUCUCAGAUAUUCUGCGCCUUCAGAACAUAAUUUAUUGACUGCCUUAAGGGAAAAAGCCCAUGUCCAGACCAAGGCAAGGGGCUCUUUGGGACUGGAUGAGGGAGAGAUUGAAAGGCACCAUGCAUAAAGAGAGGGCUGGGGCAACAAACAAUUCUUAAACAUGGUCUUUGCACAGGAUGGGGUGACAAUGCGCCAGUGUGAAUUUCAACUUAAAGAGAGUGGAUUAAGCAGAUUUAGGGAUUUCUACACUUGUGAAAAGCUUCUGCUGGUCCUUCUGUCUUUCCGUUUUUUUCAGACAAUGUGCUACUGCAAGUAGGAUUGUUGAUGUUUUCCAUAUAAACACUGGUUUAUCUGCCUUUUUGUCGUGCUGCAGAUAUUUUAGCACAGGGAUUUGGGACAUCUGGGCAUAAUAAUAAUAGCAAUAUUUAACAAUUUAUCCAGAUAAAGCUAAUAUUAAUUUAUUUAAUUAAAAAGAACUCUACCGACAUUUUUGAAAACCAUUCUGCAUUUAGAUAGCCUGCUUUUUUUGUGGAAUAAUUUUGUAGAUAUGGAAAGGAGGGGACACCCUUGAGCUGUAUAUAUUAUUGUUUACUCAGAUAUUUCUACUAGUUGGAAUUGCAGGAUGUUUUUUUCCUGCAAUAAUAGAUGUUAAGUACAAAAGCAGGCAUCUUUUAUAAUUUGUUUGGCUGUUUGCUGCUAGUUGUCUGGAAUCUCAAACUGAUAUUCAUCUUCACCUAGAUAGAUACCAGUGCAUAACCUGUCCAGUUUUUUUAAAUUUUAUUUUAAGGAGCAUUACAUAAAUCCAGUUGGAAAUAAUGCAUCACACAUAAAUGCAAAACUCCAGACAAGUUUCCAUCUUUGGAAAAUGAACCAUAGGAUAAAAGAGUAUAUUUUGUAAGAGACUAUUUUUAUAUGAAUAUUUUAUUUAUACUAUGUCUGCUUGUAUAAUUCUAUAACCUGUACUUUUUCUCAAAACAGGCACACAAUUUGUAAUUGUUAGGCUAUUUAACAGAUAAAGGCUGAUUACUUUGUUGACCUGAAAGUAGCAAGCUGGAUGCAUUCAGUUGUUACUGGUGGAUGUACAAAAUACAGAAUGAAUUUUCUCUCCG
This is a messenger RNA of Podarcis raffonei (Aeolian wall lizard), 3333 nucleotides long. RefSeq names its product Wnt family member 7A (gene WNT7A). Bases 891 to 1940 code for a protein of 349 amino acids. Gene Ontology annotation, biological process: multicellular organism development; neuron differentiation; cell fate commitment. NCBI's taxonomy places the organism in Eukaryota, Metazoa, Chordata, Lepidosauria, Squamata, Lacertidae. The transcript is spliced from 4 exons. Gene Ontology annotation, cellular component: extracellular region. The record is from RefSeq and is a predicted model, not a curated record. Gene Ontology annotation, molecular function: cytokine activity; frizzled binding.